This is a messenger RNA of Stereum hirsutum FP-91666 SS1, 2352 nucleotides long. RefSeq names its product WD40 repeat-like protein. The coding region runs from base 1 to 2352 and encodes 783 amino acids. The record is from RefSeq and is a predicted model, not a curated record. Gene Ontology annotation, molecular function: protein binding. Lineage: Eukaryota; Fungi; Basidiomycota; Agaricomycetes; Russulales; Stereaceae. The transcript has 10 exons. Gene Ontology annotation, cellular component: transcription repressor complex; nucleus. Gene Ontology annotation, biological process: negative regulation of transcription by RNA polymerase II.
AUGGUCGGACGGGCCAGCCAGGAGCGCGACCGAGAUGAGAACUCUCGCGACAAAAGUAGGAAGACGAACCGUUCAGCACCCCCACCGGUCGAUACUGCUGGCGGUAAUGUCGCGAGUGGAAGUGGAGGGGGUGGUAAUGGAAACAAAAGCGGGGAGAGUAAGUUUGACGUGGUGACGAGGACGCUGCUGGCUCCGUUUCAACAUAGGAAGUCGGAUUCGUCGAGGAUUUUGUCGGAUCUCGCCCCUGUCAUCAUGACCCCGAAAAUGAUCUCCCGAACAGCUAAUGCCUCAGCCAACCGAGCCACCAUUUCCCCCUCUUCUGGCCAAUCUACCUAUGCCGCCGCUGCCAACUCAUCAACCCUCUCAGCUCACUCUUUUGCGACUCUAGGCCGUGCUCCCCUUCGUCUAGGUCUUGGAAGCCGACGCAUCACCUCGCGGGACCUUGAGAUCGUAGAGGCGGCAGGCGAACUACUCUCCGCUCCUAUACCGGACUCUCCAAUAGGCAAUGAGCCGGACGAAUUUGGUGUCGGGGGCGGUGGUGGAAGCGGAAGUGGAGGUGGGAGUGUGAGUCUGUUGAGAGGUUUUGAGGCGACGAUUCCGAGUGCGGACAAGGGAAGGGCGAGGAGGAGGGGGAUGAGGAGUGUAGAGGCGCCGAGGAUGGGCUUGAAGAGGCUGGGUGCUGGAGCGAGGGGGUUGAUAGCUUCGGAUGGGGAGAGUGAAGAGGCGGAGGAAGAUGAUCAGUUGGUUUUGGUGGGGCCGGGGAGGGAACGGGGAAGGAAAGGGAGGAAGAAGAGAGGAAGGGAGAGUCUGAGUGCUAAUAAGGUGUUUGGGAGGGAGGAGUUGGAGAGGCAGACAGGGGAGAUCAAGAGAGAUAAGGAGAAUAUGCAUGUGCGAAGGAGCCUCAUUCAAAGCGAAAUCACGGAAAUCACACAUAAAAUCGAGGCGUUAGAUGCCAUUCGACAGAAGCUCGAGGAUGACUUGCUGAAACUCCAGGAGGAAGAACUGGAGCUGGAUGACGAACUUGAAAUGGUGAAGGAACGCAUGGAACUGGAAGAGCCCAAUGCCCGUGCACUUUCUACGUCUCGAAUCCAGAGUUCAAGAAGGCGGAAAGGACCUGCAUUCCUGCCAUCAGAACAUGACGAGCUCCCGCCAGGCGUUGCAUUCAUGACCCUCGACUGUGGCACAACACCAAUCACUGGUCUGGACUUCUCAGAACCGUACGGCACCCUUGUCACCGCCUCGCAAGACUCAUCACAGCCUAUCGUAUGGGAUUUGCUCUCGGGCGAGGAGAUUGGAAGACUCAGAGGACAUACGGACACCGUGAAAUGCGUUCAGGUGGAAGACCAUAUAUGCCUCACUGGCUCAGAAGACGGCAAUAUUCGGUUAUGGGACCUGCGCAGAGUCGACGCUGAAGAUGAAUGGGAACAUGGAAUGGUCCAUCUCAGCGACGUCAUCGAGGAGCCUGAAGAGAGUGCUAGCGACGCUGGGGUUGUGGUGAAUGGUGGAGGAACAGAAAGCGGAGGUAGCAUCAGAGACGGUGCGGAACACAAAGACGAUGAUCAUGACGCCUCUAGUGCUUGUGCUAGAGUCCUGGGCGGACACAGCCGUGCCGUGUCGACCAUCUACUUUGAGGACAAUACCCUCGUCUCCGGCGCAUCCGACAAGACUCUCCGGCAAUGGGAUCUCACCACUGGACAAUGCGUCAUGACUAUGGACAUACUCUGGGCCAUCUCCCAUCCGCCUCCUUCAUUACCGGCUGCAACUGCCUCGAUGUCAUCAUCCAUGUUCGCACCUGGUGGGUUGGCUUCGCCCGGCGGAUUGUCAUUUGGAGGAGCGGCAGCAGCGGCUUCCGGGUCGUUUGCUGUACCAACGCCACCAUAUGCGGAUGGAAGUUGGGAAAUGUAUCAGGAUUUUGUCGGUGCGGUGCAGUUUUGGGGAUAUGCGCUUGUUAGUGGUAGUGGCGACGGGGCUGUCAGGAUGUGGGACAUGCGCACGGGGCAAGCACAUAGGACAUUAUUGGGACACACAGCUCCGGUCACUUCCUUGCAGUUUGACGAGAUUCACGUCGUCAGUGGUAGUUUAGACAAGUCCAUCCGGAUCUGGGACCUUCGUACAGGCGGCAUCUUUGAGACGAUCAAGUACGACCACGGCGUCACUGGUCUCCAGUUCGACAGCAGAAAGAUCGUGGCGGCUGCAGGCGAGAACGGCGUCAAGGUCUAUAACAGGACGUCGAUGCAGCACUCGACAUUGCUGACGAACGGGCACACGAGACCGAUCGAGAGGCUGAGAUACAUGGACCGCUAUCUCGUGUCGGGCGGCCGGGACUCGAUGGUGAAAAUCUGGGCGUUGUAG